ACAACACAGUGAUUGCGUGUAGAGGUUUGGGGCCAUCUUAAUUUGUUGCUGCUGUGUCACGUGUCAUUCUGUAGUGCAAGGCUAUUUUGAAGCGCAAGACGGAGGUGUAAGUUGAAUCAUUUCGGAGUUAAGAGCUGUGAAUAAUUCUGAAAGAUAUGCAUUGCUAAUCAUAAUGGCCAGACUAUUACUUUCCACCAGAUCUUUACGACGUCUACUGUAUCUUGUUGUCAUCUGGAUAUGUCUGUGUUACUUGGUGUUCCAUUUCACCCGUCCUUUGAAUGCCGUAUCGCUACUAGCUGAUCACGUGCAGCGCGGCCUUUUAGAGAAGUCCGUAUCAAAACAGCUGGUAAACAAUAAUAUUGCAUUCCAAUUUUCAAAAGAAAACCCACAAGUUGACACAUCACCUAGUCUAGGAGAAAAAGAAUUCCUUUAUUUUCUGUCCAAUAAUUCGAACUUACCUCUAGCCUAUUGGGCUGCCAAUAAAAAUAAACAGAUAGGAGAUAAAACUUGUGUGAAAUUUCCUAGUCUGUAUGACUUAGAGUUUAACAAUAUUUAUUGGCAAAGUUUUCAUAGCUCCAAUGGAACCUUUUAUCUUUACGGAGCUUAUUAUGACGAUAGAUGGCGCGGGGGUAGCUUACCAAGUGUUAGAAUUUUGGGAAUGGUUGAUAGACUAAAGCCUCAUCCCACAAUCUGUCAACUGUGGUUUGACAAACUAAAGUCGCCACUUUUCUCCCCCGUGACUUAUACUUACGCUUGGCAUACGAAGUGGGGAAACUACAAAAAUAACAUUUUACAACCAUACGUCAUAUCCUGUAAGAUUCCCAAGGAAUCAAAAGGUCAAGUACCAGCCAGCGUUUCGUUAGUAGAACGGAAUUGUCAGAAACCCUCUUGCAAUUUGAGAGUGGUUAACAACAGGCCGGUUCGGAAGCAAGACUUUGCAGUGUGUGUAAAAGGUCUUGAUUUUCUCCAGAAUGAUCUCAGUGUACGGCUGGUGGAGUGGUUAGAGUUGCUGCGAGCUGUUGGAGCUAAGAAAGUUUUUUUGUAUGAGCUCGAAAUUCACCCAAACAUCUCCAAAGUUCUUCACUAUUAUCAUAAUCAAGGAUUUGUUCAACUAACCCCUAUAACCCUCCCAGGAAACCAGCCCAACCUGCCUGGUUUUCGUCACCUUUAUCUAAAAUCUAAGCUGACCAACAAGCGCCAGAAUGAACUAAUACCAUACAACGACUGUUUAUAUAGGAAUCUAUACAGCUACGAGUAUUUAGUUUUAUUAGAUAUCGAUGAGUUUAUUCUUCCAGUGAAACACGACACCUGGGGUGAGCUAAUGAAAGUUGUUGUAUCUAAAGCUCUUCAGGAGAAAAAUUACACCCGCGCUAGCUAUAACGUAAGAAACGUUUACUUUCUGGACGACUUGAAAGAUGGAGAAGAACUUCAACACGAAACCCAUGAAAAAGGAAUUCCUUCUUAUCUUCACAUGCUUCAACAUGUUUAUCGUUCAAAGAACUUUACGAAGGCUGGCUCCUAUGUUAAAUGCUUCCACAACACCGAACGAGCAGUUUCCUUACAUAACCAUUUUCCUCUGAACUGUUUUGGAACAUGUACAACAUAUUCCAUCAGCACCGAUUUAGCUCAUCUUCAACAUUACCGGAAGGACUGCGUAGGAACUCUCAAAAACAGCUGUAAAAGUGACUUUAAGGUGUACACGACACGUGACACUGCCAUCUGGAAGUACAAGGAUACCGUCAUACGGCAGAGCACGUUAGUUCUGAAGAAAUUAGGAUUUUUUCCUUAAAAGAGUUUGGACAAAAAACAGACAGUUUCUUGAAAUGGAAUGUUAGGUAUCCAACAAAUUUACCUUGAUGGCUGGUUGGUCAGUUGCACUUGAGAAUGUGUUGUUUCAAAAGCUUUUUAUUUGGGGUGGGGUGGAGGGGGGAGUCGACUUUUGAACAAUAAUAGAUGUGAUGUAUUAUAUAUAUAUAUAUAUAUAUAGUAUUGUAACAUAAAUUCUUGGGUUAAAAGUACUUUGGAUCAUUUCAACAUAAAAAUUAGAAAUGCCACUUUUUUACUAUUAAACUACAUAUAUAAUUAUAGCUUUGUAUUUGAUCAACAUUUACAAGAUGUAACAGUCCCAUAUAGGCUAAAAAGUUACUCGAUAAUGCUGGAGUAUAAAAAAUUCCAUUAGACUUGUCUAACAAUAAGUUAGACUUUUCCUCAUUAAAGACUGAUAUUUAAUUCAUUUCACAAUCUUUUAAUAGUAAGUUCAUGACAAAAUUGUGCUUUAUAAACUUCACAUUAUGUUUUGAUCAUCCCACGUGUCACCCUAACGUUGUUCCCGGAACUUUUCAAAGACGAUCGAUGUUCUGUAAAUACUAAUUUGCACAUAGCAGCCAAUCAAUUUGUAAAACGUUAAGAUGUUAUCCACACUUUACAGGUAUUUAUAUAAAACGUAGUUUUUAUAUUGAAUUUUAUAAAUUUGUAGUUACUUAUAACCUUAAGAUAAUAUCGAAUACACAACUGAAGUUGCACUUUAGAUAGAUGAACAAUUACAUAAUUUUUUUCUAUUGUGGCUUGAUGGUUAGGGCACUCAAAUCGCAAUCUGCGGAUCAUGUGCUAGAGUCCCGUCACCGACAAUGUUCGCUUUUUCAGCCGUGGGGGUAUUAUAAUGUGACGAUCAAUCCUACUUUUCGUUGAUGAAAGAGUAGCCCAAGAGUUG
Molecule: messenger RNA, 2710 nt
Organism: Limulus polyphemus (Atlantic horseshoe crab)
Lineage: Eukaryota; Metazoa; Arthropoda; Merostomata; Xiphosura; Limulidae
Exons: 2
Coding region: 173-1789 (538 amino acids)
Source: RefSeq, a predicted model, not a curated record